Aphanomyces astaci is the source of this 1852-nucleotide messenger RNA. RefSeq lists its product as hypothetical. Gene Ontology annotation, molecular function: protein-cysteine S-palmitoyltransferase activity. Gene Ontology annotation, biological process: peptidyl-L-cysteine S-palmitoylation; protein targeting to membrane. Gene Ontology annotation, cellular component: endoplasmic reticulum; Golgi apparatus. The record is from RefSeq and is a predicted model, not a curated record. NCBI's taxonomy places the organism in Eukaryota, Oomycota, Saprolegniomycetes, Saprolegniales, Verrucalvaceae. The annotation marks the transcript as partial. The transcript has 2 exons.
CAAUGAUUAACGAGAAGAAGCGUGCCAUUCGCAGGCAUGGCCUGCAAUGGCCCAUAAAUGGACGCCAAGUCUGCGUCUUGGCGGUGUACAUCAUGUCCGUGGCGUGUGCUACGCUCUCCAUCUCCACCCUAUUGCGCCUGGACUACCCAGCUGACGACACAUUUACCACCCGAGUCAAGGCAUGUCGCGAUGUUAUGAUCGCCUUAUUCGCCAUCACACUUGGGCUUUUCCUGUAUGUGUCUCUUGUGGACACGUCAGCUUCGAAUUGCGUGUCGAUUCCUCCCGGGGAGAAGGUCGUUCGUUGCCGAGCCUGCCUCAUCACCGUCACUCGCACGACCCGGCACUGCCAAUGCUGCCACAAGUGUGUUGAAGCCUUCGACCACCACUGCAUGUACCUCAACACUUGCAUUGGCAAGAGCAACAUCAAGCAUUUCCGAUGGCUCAUUCUUUGGAACAUCCUCUACCUUCUUGCCCAAAAUGCCAUCACCAUCUACACCAUUUCCAUCGUUCCCCGCCCCAGCAUAGCGUCUUCGUUGUUGUCUGGGCUCACCAUCCUUCCCGCGUUGGGCCUCUUGGGUAUGCUUGUCCUCGCGGCAUUCCAAACGUACAUAUACGUCAACGGUAGUACAUAUCUCUCACUCGUUGCAGAUCUCAUUGCAUGUUGAUGAAUUCGUACUUCACGUAUUGCAACAUUCUUGUCUCAAUGAACGACAGACAUGACCACGUUUGAGUUUGCCGUGCAAAGUGCCCAGCAGCGUGCCAAGAAAGUCAAACAGAUCGCACUGGUAUGUUCCUGCGAUAGAGUCGAACUCUGUGCAACAUUUCCACUUGUGUAUUACGCUAGGACCACAAAACGUCAACCAGGAUGGACGUUUCUAUGGCCACCAGUACCAUUGUCCACCAAGUCCAAGUCAUUCGCGUCUGUGAAUACGCUUGAAACAUGGACAAUCACAUGUGUGCACUUUACAGUUAAGGAGGCUAUAUAGCAGUACACUAACGUCAGUACAGUAGUAGUACAUCUGGCUAACUUUAUUGCUGUAUUCAACGAUACACUAUGACGCUUGGACGUGUCCAUACCGUCCGACCAACACCCCCAGCUCGACUGCGACUUGGUCAAAUGUUGUAAGGGGAAUGUUGGCUUGGCCCUGGUUCGUUCGGCCAUUUGCCUGCGAAGAUUCAUCCUUUACGUUGAGUUGUGUUGCAGAUAUAACGGUGGCGUUGGCUGGCAGCAGGUUCGUCCCCCCGUCUGCAGGGGUUGCUGCCGCCUUGAGGAGGGCAUGCUCCACUAGCACAGCCUCGGCCACACGCAGCGAAUGUGCAUGUACGCAUUCGCCCACAUGCACAUGCAUGGCAUCUACUUGAGCGAGGGCGAGUUGUUGCUGCUUCCACGUCGACUGUCGUCCCAAGCUCGGUUGAAAGCGCGACGACCACACACUCUGAGUGACACAUCCGAGGCCUUCGAGCGCUUCGAGUUCACCUGAUAUGGCAGAGUCGUUGGUCUGGUGUGGCUUUGAUUGCGCCAGUUCGUUGUGACGAAGGAUCCACGCUUGGCACUCGUCUAAGUCGUUCGCUUGACGACGUAUGGUCUGUUCCUGGUCCUGGAUGGUCCUGAGCGCCUGCUGGUACUGCGCCUGGAGUGCCGCGAGAGCCGCGUCCGCCACAGUUGUCGCAUGGGCAUGCUCCAGUUGAAGCCGGUAGUUGUCGUGCUGCAACCCCAAGAGGUCGAACUCUUGGACGGCAAGGUCCACUUUGGCGGAUACGAGGUCGCCUUCUAAUGUAAGCACUUGGUCCUCAAGUGCUGUGAUCUCGUGCUCGUAGGAAGCAUGCGAGGAUGCUGAUGGGGAUGGGGAUC